UUACGUCUGCCACUAAGUAGAUGUAAACCAGAGAAUAAAAGCUCUUCGAGGGAGACCACAUUUUGCGAAAAUUGGGCUACUAUGAACACAAUACAUGAGUCAUUGAAAGCAAACGCUCGUGGUACAUACAACUGUGAACGAUUUUUUUUGGUACUUGACGACGAUGCCAAUGCAAGGACCAUGAAGAAAAUUUGG
Funneliformis mosseae is the source of this 195-nucleotide messenger RNA. The record is from the annotation of a GenBank genome assembly. Lineage: Eukaryota; Fungi; Glomeromycota; Glomeromycetes; Glomerales; Glomeraceae.